Messenger RNA from Nerophis lumbriciformis (worm pipefish), 1542 nucleotides. The record is from RefSeq and is a predicted model, not a curated record. NCBI's taxonomy places the organism in Eukaryota, Metazoa, Chordata, Actinopteri, Syngnathiformes, Syngnathidae.
AUGAAAAAACCAGCAGCACCGAAUCUACUUAUCGUCAUGGCCGACCAACUCAGUCCUUUUGCUGUCGGCGCUUAUGGCAACCCAAUCGUAAAAACGCCGCACAUCGACGCUCUCGCCGAACAAGGUGUCGUCUUCGAGAGCGCCUACUGCAAUAGCCCUCUAUGCGCACCAGCCCGCUUCACAUUCAUGUCCGGCCAGCAAGUAUCAACCAUUGGUGCCUAUGACAACGCGGCUUAUUUCUCCAGCGAUACACCAACCUUUGCUCACUAUCUACGCCACCUGGGGUAUCAAACCAGCCUUAGCGGCAAGAUGCACUUCAUCGGCUCCGAUCAAUUGCACGGUUUUGAGGAACGCCUAACCACGGACAUCUACCCCGCUGAUUUCGGCUGGACGCCAGACUGGCGUAAUCCCGAUCAGCGCAUUGACUGGUGGUAUCACAAUAUGGAUACCGUUAAACAAGCUGGAGUGGUAGAAAUAAGUAAUCAACUCGAAUUCGAUGAAGAAACUGGCUACCAGGCCCAACGUAAGCUGUAUGACCUAGUACGCAACAGCGAUCCUCGACCGUUUGCAUUAACCGUAAGUUUUACCCAUCCGCAUGAUCCCUACGUUACCCGCCAACGCUAUUGGAAUUUAUACCGCCACGAUGACAUUGAUCUACCGCGCACUCCCGCUCUACCCUAUGCAGACAUGGACGCACACAGCCAACGCUUGCACCACGUUUCUAACAUGGAUCAUUAUGAAAUCACUGAAAACGACAUACGCAAUGCCCGCCAUGCUUAUUACGGCAACGUGAGCUAUAUCGACGAGUGGUUAGGUAGGUUUCUACACAUCCUUGAUAAAACGGGUCUGCGCGAUAACACCAUCGUUAUGGUGACAAGCGAUCACGGUGACAUGCUGGGCGAACGCGGAAUGUGGUACAAGAUGAGCUUUUUUGAAGGCUCGGCACGAGUACCGCUGAUUAUCUCUGCACCUAAACACUUCCCCUCGCGCCGUAUCUCCGACCCCGUUUCGCAUGUUGAUUUGCUACCUACCUUGGUUGAUAUUGCAAAAGCAGAUCAACCAAAUUUCACCUACCCCGAACCGAUUGCUGGACAGAGCUUGCUGCCGCUGUUACAAAACGAGCAAACAACCGCUACCCACGAUGUCAUCGGCGAGUAUAUGGCUGAAGGCUGCACCUCACCCUUGCUCAUGAUUCGCCGUGAACACUAUAAAUAUAUCUUUUGUGAGAAUGAUCCAGCACAGUUAUAUGAUUUGGACGCUGAUCCCGAAGAACGCGAUAACCUUGCAACAAAACCGGAAUUCGCAGAGCUAGCCGAGAACUUCCGCCAAGAGGUAUUCCAACGUUGGAAUCCAGCCGAUAUAAAACAAGUGGUGAUCGCCGAUCAAGACAAGCGCCGUCUGUUGUAUUCAGCCUUACGCCAAGGUCAAUACACAGCUUGGGAUUAUCAACCACAACAGGACGCCAGCCAGCGCUUUAUGCGGAAUCAUCUAGAUUUGAAUAAGUUGGAACAGCAAGCGCGUUUUCCAAAAUCUAAUCGUUAG